Molecule: messenger RNA, 2608 nt
Organism: Brassica rapa (field mustard)
Lineage: Eukaryota; Viridiplantae; Streptophyta; Magnoliopsida; Brassicales; Brassicaceae
Product: zinc finger CCCH domain-containing protein 24
Biological process (GO): RNA processing
Molecular function (GO): metal ion binding; RNA methyltransferase activity; RNA binding
Source: RefSeq, a predicted model, not a curated record
ACAUUUGGUAACUCCUCUCCUCCCACUUCUAAUUAAAAACCCUUACCGUUUCUCUAUCGUCUCUACAAGCCCACUCCCAAUGACGUCAUCUUCACUCGACGAGCUCCCUUCCGCCGCCGAAACCCUGACAUCCCAGAUUCCCUCCGACACCGCUCCCAUCGACCCAAUCCCAUCUUCCAAUGAUGACGUCGAAGCCGUGGGGGAGAAACGUAAGCGCGACGACGACGAGAAGACCACCAAUCUCGAAUCCUCCACUCCUUCGCCGUGGUUCAAGACCAGCCUCUGCUCCUACUUCCGCCGUCAGGGCUCGUGCAGCCACGGAGCCGCGUGCAAGUACGCUCACGGCGAGAAUGAGCUCCUUCAGAAACCGGAUAACACGUGGGACCCGACCUCCGAGCGCGGUAAGAAGGCGAAGAUGAUGUCGGAUAGUGCCGUGAAAGAGGAAGAAGAAGUGGGUGAUGUUAUGUUCACGGAGGAGAUGAUGGAUGAUAACGAUGGUGGUGGUGAUGGAGGUGUUCAUGAUCUGUCUCUUAGUAAAUGUUUGGUGCAUUUGCCUACAAAGUGGCAAUCUGAUGAUCUCAAGACGUUUCUCCGAGAGCAGGGAGUUGAAUACAAGUUUGCGAAGAAAAGACGAGGAAUGAUGGUUGGUUUCCUGACUUUUGAGAAUGCAGAACAAUUGAAAAACGGCGUAGAGAUUUUGGAAGGCAAAAAUGUGAAUAACAAGAGCUUGAAGAUCGCUGAUGUCCUUCCCCGUACAUUCGACAAGAACGGAGCGAAGAAUCCGGCUGCUAAACUCAAAAGCGCCCGCGAAGCUGUGACUCCCUUGGCAGACCUGUCUUACGCGGACCAGCUCGAGCAGAAGAAGGCUUCUAUCGCGCAAAUGCUCAAAAAACUUACGAGGAAUGCGCGUAAAGCUUGUCCUAAUGGAAAAUCAGUUCCAGAAUGGGUCCUUCAGUCUAGGGAAAUAGGUGGUCUUUCAUGUAAGCUUGAGGGGAUUAUAGAAUCACCGCUUGUGAACGGUUACAGGAACAAGUGUGAGUUCUCAACUGGAUAUUCCGUUGAGGGGAAGUUAACUGUUGGAUUCAUGCUCGGAAAUUUUAGUGCGGGUGUAACUGCAGUAGAGGAAGCUGUGAACUGUCCCAAUAUCUCUAAACUUGCUUGCCGAUACGCUUCGAUCUUUCAGAGUUUCUUAGAAAAAUCAAGGCUCCCUGUUUGGAAUAGGUUUAAAAGCUGUGGCUUCUGGCGACAGUUGACGGUUCGAGAAGGAAGCAAACCUGGUGUGGUUUCAAGUGAUGAAGAUGCCGAUUCAAGAAUUGCAGAGGUUAUGCUUAUGGUUCAGGUUUGUUCUACGGAUACUGACGAGGCAGAAGUGGCGACUGAGUUUGAAGAAAUGGCAAAAGCAUUUGCUGAAGGAGCUAGAGCAAGCACUCCACCUCUUCCUCUAACUGUAUUAGUUGUUCAAGAUCACGUAGGGAUAUCAAACGUUGCACCACCAGAUUGUCCACUACGGUUGCUGCCUAUUCCAGUGUCAGAUAAUGGGACACAUCAGGACCAAUCCACCAAUGUCUUGACUGAAGCUCGGAUUCACGAUCACAUCAACAACCUUCGGUUCAGCAUAUCCCCAACAGCAUUCUUUCAGGUUAAUACAUGCGCUGCGGAGAAGUUGUAUUCACUUGCUGGAGAUUGGGCUGAUCUUGGUCCUGACACUUUGCUCUUUGAUGUAUGUUGUGGAACUGGAACAAUCGGGCUUACACUCGCACAUCGUGUUGGCAUGGUGAUUGGCAUAGAAAUGAAUGCUUCGGCUGUAUCUGAUGCGGAGCGGAAUGCAAAGAUCAAUGGCAUAAGCAACUGCAAGUUCAUAUGUUCAAAGGCAGAGGAUGUGAUGAGCUCUCUACUUACAGAAUACGUAGAUGUGUCUGAAACUGAAGAAGCCAAACCUCCAAGUGAUGAUCUCGACAAACAAAAUUCCUCAGCAGAAGAAAUGUCAAACCCAGAGGAUGUACCUCCUCUAAACAUUCAAGAAGCAGUUCAAAAGACUGAGCAGAAGGACUCCUCCUCUGAGCCGGAACGAUCUACAAAGCCACAGUUCAAAAACGUAGUUGCUAUAGUGGAUCCACCUCGUCCUGGACUUCAUCCAGAUGUAAUCAAAGCCCUGAGAACCCAUCCACGGUUGAAGACGCUUGUGUACAUAUCGUGCAACCCUGAAACACUCGUGGCAAACGCGAUAGAGCUUUGCACGCCGUCAUUCGAGAAAACGGGUCAAGAGAACAAAGGCUACCGAAGACAGAGCAGGAUGGGAACCGCCGCUUUGGCUAGACACAGAGCCAAGAAAAUGCCUGCUUCUGAGCCUUUUAAGCCUGUCAAAGCAAUGGCCGUUGACCUUUUCCCUCACACCGACCACUGCGAAAUGGUCAUGCUACUCAAUAGGUAGGUAAUAAAACUCUUUUUUUUUUAUAAGAGAUGACAAAGACUCAAUCAUGUAUCACCAAAGCAAACAUCUAUUGUCGUUUUUUUUACAUUAAAACAAAACACAAUGUAAGGAUUUUUUUUAGUAUAUGUUUUUUUUUUCUUUUCCGAAAAAGACAAAAGAAAGGAGGUUUAAAGAAAC